ACAUCAUCAUCAGCAGAGGCUGGAAAAGGCUUGAGGUACAUACAGAUCAAGUCAACCAAGUAUCAAGAUCAAGAGUUGGUCUUCGGGCAGACAUUGAGCCCAGCAUGGCAGCCAUUUUCGUGCCUGGUCAUUUUGAGCAGCUACAUCGAAUCCUGACAGACGCCAUUGCCAAUCCUGCUCAUGUCUCUCAAUCAAACGAAUGGUAUAUCGCUAUAGAUCGUAGCAGAACCGAAUUGGUAGAUAUCGCUCGAGCAAAAGGUCCAAACGAAGCGGAGAAACGAGAAAUUCAAUCCGGUAAAGUGGUGAUCGAAGGUAUUACUCAUUCACUCAAUGCCGAUUUUGCACAACAAUCCAUCACCCUUUCACAGCAUCUUCAAGUUUCAGAACGUUAUGCUGCUUCACUGUUACAGGCUGGAAUGCAGGCUCGUGCAAAAUGGGGAAGGGGUGCUGUAGAGAUUGCAUGCAUUCUCUAUCAUCGAGAACGCUUGGAUGCUAUUGCAUGUCUUAAAGAACUUAUUGAUGGUGCUGCUACUCUGCAACAAGACGAAGAUGUGCAAGCACGCAAGUUGGGCGCAAAAAUGCAGCAAUUGGUCGAUGCGAUCCUGUCAUCCUCGCCACAAGGAACUACGCUUGUCCAACGUAUCUUGAACGAGAUCAAUGAAACCAAAACAAGAAUGGAAAGAGUACAUCAGAGCUUGAGAGGGGCAACCACAACUAAUCAGCAACCAUCACUUGCAGACGAUAUACAACUACAAAUGCUAAGAAUGCUGAGGAAAGAACGACAAGAUCUGGCACACGUCUUAUACUUGCUUUCGUAUUCCAAAGCGUUAGGAUCAAAUGGAAUAUUGGCCGUCAGCGCUUGGCUUGCCAAUGUGAAGAAGGAGACAGAGUAUAACGAUGCAAUCGUGAUUUAUCUACUCAUCGUUCUGCUCAAUGCGCUCGAAAUCGCCCCUGAAGACGAUGAUGCAAAUGAGUUCGUAAGCUCAUCAUCCAACAAUUUGGGCGAUGACCGCGAUUUCAUCAAAAAAAUGCAUGCUGAGUUGACGACAAAAUCAUGGGGAUCAAAUCAAUUGAAAAGUGUUGCUUUAGUGCAAUGGACGCUGUUCUUGGCCGAGGCCACAAAGCGCAGCCCAAGUCUUGGAAACGAUCUUCGUGUUCACCAAGAUACCCUGCAAAAGCUCUUUAUGGAAGCCGUGCAUGGAGAUGCGCUGUACUACAUUGCUCUUCGCAUACUUGCCUUCCGUCAACGUCAGAUUGAUGCUUUGGAGGGUGAAGAGACCGAUACGACAGAAGUUAAUGCAACUCGGACUGGAGGUGAUUCUGAAGAAGAAGAGAUUGAUGUCGACUUUCAAGAACAUAUUUUACAACAGAUUCAAGAACUCAUCCUCUCUCUCACUUCUGUCAUGUUACCAUUUCUACGUAAGAUGCAGAGGGGUGAAGAAGAUGCAGCAUUUGCAGCCAGCAGAUCAGGAACUGCAGAGCCACCUACCAGACGAUUCGAUAUUGAAGCACUCUUUGAUUCGGUUUCCUUAUUAUGUCGAGCAAGACCUGAAUCUGGAUUGGCAUUCUGGCUUGGACCUGAAGGAAAAGGAACGCGAUUUCUCAAUUGGGCAAUCGAAGUUCGAGAGCCAGGACAUCAACGUGCUUUGUUUGAAAUGCUAGCUUCUAUCAGUGCAGGAAAAGAGAGUGCUUGGCAUGCUCAUACUUUGCUGUCCUCCGGAGAUACGAGCGGAACUGCAAGCGCAGGAGGCUCAUCAUUGCAACAAACACGCUUUGUCUCAUGGAGCAAACUUUUCGACUGGGUCCAGCAAUUCAUCGAUAGCUAUCGAUCUCCCGCAGCAGCAGCUCACCCUGUCACUAGCUCAACAACAGGUGUCAUGACAUCGAACGAAGCUGUCAUACUACGAGGCUUUUUCCGUCUUUUGCGCAAUGUCGUCUUUUACAGCAUCGCAGCCAGAGAAGCACUUUAUCAACAUUCGACAUAUCAAAUCAUUCCCAGGCUUUUUGCAAUGUACACCUGUCCAAUCGCUGUGGACGUGAAAGCGGGCAUUCUGGAUUCUUUGGCUGCUUUCGCUCACGCUUCUGGAACGAAUGCGGCAAAUAUUACCGCCCAGCUAUGGUCAUUGUUGGAGGAAAACUUGAAUGUGACCCACAUGCAUGGGCGCUCUGCCAACAAGCCAACCCUUUCAGCAGCUUUGCGUGAUUUGCAAGCGGUCGAGGUCACCGCUCGGCACUAUCCAGCAACGACGAGCUUAGUCAAUCUCCUCAAAUCGCUCAUUCAUACACCGGAACGAUUGGAUCAAAAGUCUGUCAAAGCACUCGUUGGUACAGCUUCCCCUAUGUUCCACGGGCUAGCACUCAAUCUUGGUCAAGGUCAACGAAGUCCCGGUUUGGAACCUUAUGUGGACUUUGUAGUGGAAACCGUGUUUUUGCAAGCCGGUUCAAGAGAAUAUUCCGAUCAAAGUGAGAGAUGGCGCGUGACGGCUAGCUGUUUAGACUUUGUGGAGCGGUGUUUGAUGUCGUAUGAUCUCGAUAUUCUCAUGAACGACUCAUCCACAGAAACAAUCACCAAUCUCAUCUUACAUCCCGGUUUCAGUGUGAUGAGACGACUUCUCACAAACACAAAGCUACUACAGGAAAUUUUGAGCAUCAUUAAUCCCAACGCUGGCGUGUUAGGAGCACCUUCUGGUUUUGAAAUUGUCAAUACAAAUCAAGCAAACACACUCUUCUAUGCAAGCUGCGUUCGACGUUCAUUGAGAAUUAUUCAGAGAGUAUUGGAUACGCAAGACAUCUUCUUGUACGGGCUUCUCUCAUCGAUAAGCGAUGCUGGAGGACAAUUCGCAUCCGUUGACGUGGCUGCUCGUGUUGGUCUGCUGUCUUCCUAUACGCCGCUGGACGCUUUGCUAUUGCAAUACCAUCAAAGUGUCGUGCAAAUGGCUUUGUACAUCAAUUGUACACGUGAUGAUAUUGCAUUGUUGGCUGUUCGUAUCUUGAGUGGUUUGGCUGCAAGCAAUGCGUUUAGCAAGGUUGACAAAUUUGGUGGAAUGGGUUACAAGCGAGAGAUGAACAGGCUUGUUGGAUUGUUGGAGACAAGUGAUGAAGCAGACCGCAUUCGAGCUGGAUGCGUUGACCGUUUGGAAGGAGCGGAAGAUGAGCCGGCGAGUGAUUUGGGAGAACAAGUGAGGGCCACAUUAGCAUUAAUGCAAGUCACUGACACAGAAGAUGAGGGAGAUGAGAUGCAAAAGCUGCUUCCUGCAACUCUUGAUGGUGGUGAAGCAAUCAGACUUGCAAUUCUCGAUCUUUUGAUUGCAAAUACCACACUUGGAGGAGAUGCGCCCAACAUUGCCCAUUUAUUGCUCGGAUUCGAUUUGCGAGCUGUUCGACCCGAGGAGCAAGUCAUUCCUGAUGCCGAUGCAUUUGAUACACCUCCUUCUGCGUUACAUGCGAUUUUGGCUUUAUUGCGUGUUCCUACAGAUUCUACCUUAUCGAUCGCUCAACGAUCUCCCGCCUUUACGGAGAAAUGCCUUCAACUAAUGACCAACUUGUGUCGCCACCCUUUCACAAGCACGGCAACGAUGCGUUAUUUACGCACAAAGGAAGACUUUUUCGUUUCACAACUAGAAUCACUCUCUCUCGUACCUGUCAAAAGAACAUCUUCUGAGUAUGGUGCAACGGGACAACUGAUUCAGCCUGAUGGCGGACACAUUACCACAACUGUGGAUGCGUUGGUUUCAUCCCUGCAAAUUCGUAGCCAUGUGUUGGGCUUAGUAGCAUUGGAACUGCAUACCCUUUGUGGCGCACAAAUGUGGGCAUCAGCAAAUCGAUUGGUGGGUGUGCUCUUAGGACGUGAUUCUGUCGUUGAUGCAGAGGAUGAUGACAGAAGCGUUGAAUUGGAUGGAGAACGAUUCGAGCAAAGUGGAAUUCGAUUGUUGGAAAUCCUGUCCAGCUUUGAGUUCGAGUGGAGAGACGAUCGGGAGGAACAUGCGAGAGAACCUGUCAUUUUGCAGAAUUUGGACCUUUCACAAGCUUUGAGUCAACGUCAAAAUCGCGAAUUUGAGGUUCGAGCAACAAUCAAUCUCUUAGCAGCUGCACAGAGAGAGCUCGAACGUCGUGGCGAUUUGGGUGAUGCGCAAAAGAGAUUGGAUUUUGUUGGCGAUUCGACAUUGAUUCUCGAACAUGUUGCCUCACGAAAUGCAGCCCGUGUGAUUGCAAUUGCACGUCGAUCAGCAAUGCAAUCAUGGCGAAAUUUACUGGAUAUGACAUUCACACGUGCAUUCGGCCAGAUGGAUAUUGCCAAUCGGGCAAGUAUUAUCCUGGAUUGUUUGUCUGUGCUGCUACCAAGGCUCUACGGUGCCACAAGUGAAAGCGAUCCAGCUUUAUCAGACUUGGCAGCUGGUGCGGUCUUGGGUCUAUUGACGAAAUUGCGACAACACCAAGCUAGAGUGGCAGCCGAGGAGCAGUUUGAGCUCGUCGAACUUCCAGUUGAUAGAUUGGUUGCUAUUUUGCAAGCAUUGAUUGGCGCAAUUAUUGAGCCAGGGACGACAUUGGAAGGAAGAGGUAAUCUUUAUUCAGCCUUGAUCAACUUUUUGCAGCUUGUCAAAGGAACACCUACUGGUGAUCUUGAGACAGACGAAGGAGAUGAAGCAAGCAUUAUUGAUGCUGCCAGUGAAUUCGAUGAAAGUGCAUCUUUUGCUGGCUUUACGUCGUCUUCUCAAAUCGGAGGUGGUUCACGCAAGAAGCGUGCUUCUGCAAUCGAGACACGUACGAAAUCCCUCUUGGCAUCACAAGCCGAACGCUUGAUUCCAGUCAUUGCUCGCGAUGCUUUGGACGCUUCUGAUGUUUGGCGUACGGUCGCAUUUACGCUCUUUGAUCGAUUGGCUGCUUUGCAAGAUGGAUCUUCUUCACGACAAAACGUUGUUCUUGAUGUUUUGGGCAAGAAAGGUUUCCUGAAAAGCUUUGUUGCUAAUAUCCGCGAGAUGGAUAUUGAUUUGCAGGAAGUGUUAAAGGUUGACCCCAGCAGCUUGAAUGCACUGUAUGUGUAUGAAGCUCAGAUGGCAUUUUUUAAUCGUCUUGCACAAUCGAAACGUGGAGCAGAACGAUUGGUGGACGCACGUAUCUUUGAGAUUCUUACGCAAGUGGACUUUUUGCAAGCAAGACCUCACUCGAAUCCAAAUUAUGACACCUUCGAGGAUGGCUUUAAUGACGAUACCUUUUUGCCGGCUGUGAUGAACAGGUAUGAGACUCUACUCGUUCCUGCUAUCCAAUUAGCAGUCAGUAUCUUGUUUAAUUCCUCUUCUCGCGCGAAUGCUGGGAGCGGAAAUAUUUUGUCAGCAUUCAAUGGCGGAAGAACGUCUACUGCAAACAGUCAUACGGUGCCCAGGCAUGCACUAUCAUUCUUGCAAGCACAUCGAAGCACUUUGUUGGUUUCUCUCAAGAAUUUGACCCAGGAUGUGAUCAGUUUGUCCGCCUUAUCGGAGGCACAAUUGGUCAUUAGCAUGUUGGUGUUCAUCUUGCCAAUCCUGGAUGAUGAUGCAUUGUCGCCUUCUAAACCGUUGGCCCAAUUCCAUCAAGCAAUUCUGGCAGCUAGUGCUACGUUCUUGUAUGAACCGCACUGGAAAUCAAGAGUUGUUCCAUUUACCGAGAUGGAAAGGCAAGAGGCGUCUGAGGUGAUUGCUGGAGGAGCAGUUCCCGUCUACGAAGGAGAUGGUGCACAUUUUUAUGAUGCAGGUGAAUCAUUCACAACGCAAUUUGACGUACGUGCCCGUUCUACCGUACAAAGUUUGUUGGGAGCCUUGUUGGCUUAUUUGGAACGUGCAAGCGAAUAUGCAGGCGUUGACGAAUACGGAGGCAAGCGUGUACGACCAUGUUUGACAAGUUCAUUGUACACCCAUUCUGCUCGUGGAACCUCAAUGACGGACGAUUUGGCCGAUCUCUCUGCCACGACAACCGGUCCAGGACGAUAUGGUUUAACGGGAGCGGGAAGGAAUCCACAUGUGGCUAGUCUAGGAACAGCGCUGGCAGGCUUGGAUGAGAAUAUUCGCAGAUGCAAUGAGGCCUUUUCAAAUCUAGAAAAGAUGCAAGGCAUGUUGGACAAUUCUGAAGGUGUUCGAUUGGAAGAAUGGGAUGAAGUAUUAGGAGGCAGUGCAACGGGAGAGGAUUUGCCAGUAGAUAUUUCUGACUUGGCUCCCACACAGAGAAGAGUGAUUGCUAUUCGUUUACUCAAAUCACAAAGGUCAAAACAACGAGCUGAUGUUCGAUUUUACCUAAAUUGUGUGGAAAUGAUGCUGGUUUUGCUCUUUAGACAUUUUGCUUAUUAUAUCGAGCUGGGAAGGAGCAGUAAUACGGUCAUCUCAAACGAGAAGAACUAUUUGAGGAGAAGCAUGACGCCUUCUUUGCAACAAAAUCAAUCGGCAAGUGAGACAGCAGCUUUGAUCAAAGAUGGCAGCAGAAUCACCGGAAAAGUGCUGGAGUCGUUGGAAGGGCUUCUUGGAUUUAUUGUGGAAGAGAAUGGGGUGAAUAAUGCUGAUGAACGAAAGGCAUACAUUGAAAUGACGGCAAGACGAUUGCAAGGCGUUUUGCUAGAAAAUACAGAAGAUGUGUAACUAUUGUACGAAAAAUGAAUAAUGAAGAUAGAAAUUGAAUGGCG
Messenger RNA from Meira miltonrushii, 6646 nucleotides. RefSeq lists its product as uncharacterized. Gene Ontology annotation, biological process: nuclear pore organization. The transcript has a single exon. Gene Ontology annotation, cellular component: nuclear pore; nuclear pore inner ring. NCBI's taxonomy places the organism in Eukaryota, Fungi, Basidiomycota, Exobasidiomycetes, Exobasidiales, Brachybasidiaceae. The record is from RefSeq and is a predicted model, not a curated record. Gene Ontology annotation, molecular function: structural constituent of nuclear pore. The coding region runs from base 105 to 6602 and encodes 2165 amino acids.